Ectocarpus sp. CCAP 1310/34 is the source of this 2154-nucleotide messenger RNA. The record is from the annotation of a GenBank genome assembly. NCBI's taxonomy places the organism in Eukaryota, Phaeophyceae, Ectocarpales, Ectocarpaceae.
AUGAAAGCCAUGAAUGCCGAAACUCUGUUGCAGAGUCUGAUCGACAACGGAGUACCGGCGGCGCAGGAGAUACACCAGGAGCUGGCGGACGCGCGGCAGUUCCAAGCGGCAUCGCGGGCAGCUCUCAAGGACGCAGCAGUGUUCGGCCGAACCAACAUGGGGAGGCAAACCUAUCAGACAAUUCUCACUGCUCAUGCCUACGAUGGGGACGAGGGGGCAUCCACGUUGCCAGGCUACCGCAAGGCCGAGAUACUCGGCGUUGACCCGGCCGAAUUUUCGCGUGCGCGGCAGCGGGCGAAGUCGCUACAGCCCCGCGUACCCCCUGCAGCAGCGCUGGAGGCAGGAGCGUACUGGUACCGCUCCCGACGUAAGAGGAGCGACGCCACCCCACCAGAGCUAGUGGAGCUCAUGAAGGACUUCUGGCACAACGAUGCGGUAUCGCGCCUGACGGGAAACUCUGCUCACAUCUUCCGGGAGUCCAAGAGUCCAACUGCAAGCACACACCCUCGCCGGCAGCUCAUGGUAGAGGGAGGGGGCGAGACGGUAUUCUCCAAGUUCCUAGAGUCGCCGGAGUUCAACAACUUCAAGCGUAUCUGGAGGUCAGAGAAAGGCGAGGACAUCAAGGACCACGGGCGCACCCGGUUUCUCUCGACACGGUGCAAGUGUCUGACGGCGCCGAAGACAGACCAGUGCGCGUGCAAGAUCCACACGCAGCAAACCUUCUACCUUGAGGCGCUGAAGAACAUGACACUGGUGGACCGCCCGGUAUGCGACUGCCGAUGGUGUAGCGUCGAGGAUGGCGACGCGAUAUGGAAGGGGCACUGGCAGCACUUGGGGACUUUCUCGGACGCCCUCGCUUGCCAAAGCACAGCAAGGGACGGCGACAUAGUCAUCGAGACGGACUUCAUCGAGAAGUACACUCACGAACCCUCAAAAGUCCUAACCUGCGCGAGGCACGACACCACUACCCUCAUGGUGGCCAUCGUGCACUUCUGCCCACAAGAGUGGGAGGGCGGCGGCAGGGUACACCUGAGCGAGACAUGGGUGUUUGCUUCCGCGGACCCUGCCCACGACUUCGACUUUCAUCUCCAUGCCCUAAAAAAAAUAGCUGACUACUACUUGGAUGGUGAGGGGUCUGCAGCUACUGCAUCUGCUAGGGAGGACAACCGGGUGCCUCGAAUGCUCAUGUUCACGGACGGCUGCGCCAAACAGUACAAGGGCAGGCGCAACUUCCGCUUCUUGUCCAACAGUGUGCGGGAGCUCGGCUUCAUCGUGGAGCACCACUUCGCGGCAACCUCUCAUUUCAAAGGUUGCCACGAUGGCAUCGGCGGCGUUGAGAAGAAUGCCAUGAAGAAGUCGGAGCAACUCGGCAGGGUAAUCACCGGCGCGAAGGGUGUAGUGGAGUUCGUGAGCAACUACUUUGCCGACAUCAGCAAGAAGAGCCUCUCCGAAUACUUCGCUAGAUGGUCGGCGUAUCGUAUCCGACGCGUGCACACAAAGCUCAUCGGACCAACCGCAAUCUACAGACCAAAGCGGGAUCUUGUGGGCAUCACCGGUACUCGAGACAACUACGUCUUCAUCGGGGCCAACACGCCCACAUCAGACGCCUCCACCGCUACCAGACUUGGGAGAAACGUAGACGUUCCGGACGUCGUGAAAAGGGAUUGGGCGCUAGCGAUGGGAGUGGGCGAAGGAGUGGUGAAGGGGACGGGGCUCACCGUCGUAGCGGUAAAGGAGUAUGUACCAUGGAGCAACGCGUGGGAGAGGAAGGAUGGUGGGGAGGUGGAGGGCGACGGGGGUGGGGACGAGGCUGAAGAAGACGAGGCGGGGGAUGGGGGGGGGGGCAGGCGAACCAAUCGGAAGCGGACGAGGAGCCAGAUGCUCGUGCGCUCGGGUGACGUCGAGCAAGAGGAGGAGGAGGAGGAGGAGGAGGAAGAAGAACAACAACAACAAGAGUCGGGGGGGCGGGGGGCGGGGUCCAGGCGUUCCGGUCGCACGCGGGUGGAGAACGUGACAUUGAUUGAUCAGGGAUGGGAUGAGUCGUCGUCCAGCGAAGAGGAAGAUCCUUCUGAUUUCACGGGGGGGUUGGUGGGGGUGUGCAGGCGUUCCGGUCGCUCGCGGGUGAAGAACGUUACGCUGGUAGAUCAGGGAUAG